CUGAGAAGUUCUGCCGAUUACAAGUCGUCUGUUGAAUCCUUGCUAACAUGUAAGUCAUCAUAUUUAAUUAGUUUGGAGAUCCACUGAAUCCAUCUUAAAUGCUCACGUGAUGUCACUGAAAUUUUUAAAGAUCUAAAAUAAUUCAACAUAUGUUCCUACUCAACAAGUUUAUAUGAAGUUUUGAACCAAAAUUUUCAGGUCUUAGAGAAGCAAUAAAUUAUUUGUCUUAGAGAGCCAAUGAAUUACUUCGUAGUGACAUUUGACAUAAGCUUGACGUAAUGAGAUCAUUACUGAGUGACCACAAAGAAAUUAGUGCGCACAGACAAUUGACAAGACAAACAAGUGACAACGUGGACAAAUUACAACAUGGCCAAAUGACUACACGGUCAAAUGAUCACACGGGAAAAACACGGACUCAUGAACACAUGCGAGAACUGAUCACACAGACAAGAGGCCACACAGACAUAAGUUCAUACAAUUAAGUGACAACAUGGACAAAUGACUACACAGACAUGUGAACAGAUUGGCAAGACCCCACAUAGAAAUGUGAAAGCACAGGCAAGUAAAGACACGAACGAAUAACGACACGGACAAUAGCGACAUGGACAAAUGACGGCAUGGACAAAUGACGACACGGAAAAAUGACGACAUGGACAAAUGACGACAUGGACUUAUGACGAUACGGGCAAAUGACGACAUAGACAAAUGACAACACGGACAUUUGAACACAUUGACAAGACCCCACAUAGAAAUGUGAAAGCACAGGCAAGUAAAAAACACGAACGAAUGACGACAAGGACAAAUGACGACAUGGACCAAUAACGACACGGACAAAUGACGACACGGACAAAUGACGACAUGGACAAAUGACGACACGGACAAAUGACGACAUGGACAAAUGUAGAUAUGGAAACAUGACGACAUGGGCAAAUGACGAUACGGGCAAACGACGACAUGAACAAAUGACGACAUGGAUAAAUGAUGACAUGGACAAAUGACUAUAUGGACAAAUGACGACAUGGACAAAUGACGACAUGGACAAAUGACGAAUGGACAAAUGACGACACGGACAAAUGACGACAUGGACUAGUUACCACACGGACAGGGGACCCAAUGAACAAAUAGCCACACGGAUAAAAAUCUAUACCAAAAAAUUACCACACAAAGAAAUGACAACAUAGACAAGUAAACACACUGACAGUUGACUACGCUGACAAUGGAAAACACGGACAAAUGAGCACACUGACAAAUGACCACAUAAACAAGUGACCACACGGAUAAAAGGCCACACUGACAAAUGUCUACUUGGACAAGUGACCACAUGGACAAAAUAACACUCAAAUAAAUGACCACAAGGUAAAUUACCACACGGUUGCCAUAGACAACUGAACGCAAAGGCAACUCAAAUCCUAGACAACUGAACUCAUAGACUAGACACAUGAUCUCACAGAACAAUGACCACACAGACAACUAAACUCAGAGAGAACUGAAAUCAUAGACAACUAAACUCAUAAACAAAUGACAACAUAGAUGACUGAACUCAUAGACUAGACGAAUGAUCUCACAGACAAAUUACGACAUAGACAACUGAACUCAGAGAGAACUGAAAUCAUAGACAUCCGAACUCAUAGACAACUGACCGCAUAGACACCUGAACUCAAAAACACUUUAACUCACAGACAACUAAAAUCACAGACAACUGAACUAUACGACAACUGAAAGCACGCACAACUGAAAAAACAAAUUAACUGUCUAUCACACGUAUAACAUGUCUAUAAGCGCUUUUAACACGUCUAUAGGCGUCUAUUACACGUAUAACAUGUCUAUAGGCGUCUAUUACACGAAUCUUGUACAUAUUUUCUACUAAUGGAAAAAAAUGACUGGCAAUAAAUUGGAAAAUAACUAAUGACACUGGUACAAUGAGCGCUUUUAAUGGAUUCUUUAUUUAUUUUUUAAAUACAUUUUUACAACAUUGAUAUCGUCACUGACUUAAAAGGUCCCUAUUGUGUUGUAUCUUUGUGUUCUUUAAAAGGAAUAUAUCCAUGCAUUUUUAUGUAUUGACUCUCGUUUGAUGAUAUUUCAUGGAGUUGACUUUAUAUGUUUGACCAUGAAAAUAUAACCAGUAGGACUGCAACAGCAUCUUAAUCAGUGAAUUUUGCAAAUACUUAUGGUGCUAAAGAGAGAAAUAUAUAUAUAUAUAUAUAUAUAUAUAUAUAUAUAGAGAGAGAGAGAGAGAGAGCGAGAGAGAUAUAUAUAGAGAGAGAGAAAGAGAGAGCAAGAGAGAAAGUGAGAGAGAAAGAGGAGAGAGAGAGCAAGAGAGAAGAGAGAGGGAGAAAGAGAGAGAGAAAGAUAGAGAGAGAAAAAGAGAGAGAAAGAGAGAGAAAGAGAGAACGAGAGAAAAAGAGAGAACGAGAGAGAGAGAAAAAGCGAGAGAAAGAGAGUGAGAGAGAGAGAGAGAGAGAGAGAGAGUGAAGCAACCAUAUCAAUGACUACUUGGUUCAUCCUUUCUUUCGGCUAAAAACGAAACAAAAAAAAAGUCCAGUACAGUUUAGCCAAAAAUUCCUUAAUCAUUGAGACUGGUUUGACAUGAUGAGGGACUUCCCACUCCAUCAUCCACCCUACAAAGCAUAACACGGGAAAAACUAAAUUACCGGGUUCGUGAAGAGGACUUAUCCAAGAACAUGGGACAAUUGUUAGGAUCUAGACUCCCAAAUGGAAUUUUCUAGAAAAAAGAUUUUAAAUUACUCUAUAUCGAAAGCGUCACUAGCAGAUGGAGCGUUUCUUCAGAAAGUAAUCUGGUUUUCUAUUCCAAUACCGAGGACCUAAAAUAUCACUCAUGACGCACAAGAAUGGAGACUAAGAGUGUAAUCUUUGAAUCUAUGUUUUUACACAAUGGAAAACCUUGUUUUAUCUAUACCAGUAGAAGUAGAUGAUGCUUUCCACAUGAACGGGACACAUUAUAGCUUAAUUCAGCUACUGAAUUCCAUUGAAUACAACAAUAACAGUAGAAAAAUAUCUGUUAAUUUAAAGGUACGAUCCGUUUAUUGGGACUGCUACAGGGACAUAAAAAAUCCACGCGCUACUUAUGUCAUUUGGAGAGUCCAGCAAGAGAAUUGCACCACUUGCGGAAGGAAUGACAUUGCAGACAAAAUGUAGCAUUUGCAGAAACAAUAUCAAGCAUGGAUCUUGAGGAAAACUCCCAAAAGCAAUCUAUCAAGCCUUCGCAUCAGACUUGGUUUAAUGAAGAUCUUCAUGAAAGCCAUAGUCCUGACUUCGCCAGCUUUUCGAUACCUGCAGGAAAAAAUAACCAUCGAAUCAGGGAAGUAAAUAUUAGAGAGGGUAUUUUUGUCAAUGCAAAGGAAAGCCAUUGCAUAGUUGGUUUCCUGAUUUGUCAAAAAGUUCAGAUUUACCAUUUUAGGUAUUAUAGUGGAAGUUUCGUAAAGGCAAUAGUUCUAAAGGCUUCAGAGUCUAUGGUUAUAGUUGAGAUAUACCAUAGGCCUCCGUACUAUAGACUAUAAUGUAUAUAUAUAUAUAUAUAUAGUUAUAUAUAGUUAUAGAAUUAUUAUAGUAUAUGAUAUUGUACUAUAGACUUUAGAAUCUAUAUUUAUAGUAUUUGUAUGCUCCCACCUGGGGCGAUAGACUACAUUACUGUAGUGGCGUGAUGACAAAAGAGGCGCCCCCACAGACACCUGGCGCUACCAUGGGAACAAAGCCACCAUUGUAUGAGCCUGUGAGGGCAGACAAAGGGCAUGCCUGAUGUCUACCAAAAAUGGUAGCAUCUAUUGUGCUGCUACCAGCUGUGGACAUGUUGCCGCUGACGACAUGAGGUUGUUUUGAGCUACCACAGGCCAAUGAUUCUAUAUAGGCAGCACUUACGGAGGCUUCAAGCGCUUCCACGGGAUGGGCAGGGAAAAAGAGUUAGGACGUACAUAUAACAUACCGACCCCUUGGGCAGCCUGUAGCUGAUGUUAGGAGAGCAACAUCACCGACCGACCGGACAACCUUAGGGUGCGAGGGCUCAUGCAAAACAAAGUCCGUCGAGUGAAGUUUCGGGCGUGGGUUGUACCAGCAUGAGGAGCUCUUCCAUGCGCCGCUUAGUGGCCCGAUAGUUAGGAGCUAUUCAAGCCUGAGGAGCUUUUGAGCUCAAGGACUCGCUGACGUUAUUUUCUAGCGCACAUAAUAUGUAGUCUAUUUGCAUCAAGCAGUCGGUGUCAGAAUGACACACAUUUUCCUCAAAAUUCCUGACUAAUUUCUUUAAAGACCAGAUUUGAAAAUAUUAUAACACCGAAAUUAACACUUUGUUCGGUUCCAGGGAAAUUAUGAAGUUUCUCGGGAUUUUACUGAUAUCUGUGUUGCCCUUGACUUUGACGCAGUUACCAACGCAGUUACCAGCGCUGUCUUCGCUCCCAAACUUCCAAGUGGCCAAUUUAACGUUUAGAGUUAUCGACAGAAAUAAUAACGGCAUCAUGGAACUUACGGAGUGCAAUACCAGUUUUAAUGUGAGUCAUAUAUUUUUGAUGUAAAAAUUAUAAAUAGCAAUUAGUGUGUUUGAGUCUGGCAAAUAGAAACAGAUGUACAGUAGUACUAAUACGGUGUCUUGAAAAAUAAUUACAUAUAUGCAUCAUUUAGAAAUAUUUAUACGGUUAUUUAUUCAAGGAAAGUAGAAAUAGAAAUAUGUCGCUUUGAGAGCUUUUGAUGUGUUGAUCAAUUUAUUGCGUUUAGAUGAAUUCAUAUUGUGUUGAGUACGUCUGAAAUAGUGUCGUGCAGAACGCCUUUAAGCUUCGUGAUCCUGGAAUUAGAAAUAGAUGGCGUUUAGAAGUACUCAUACUGUCUGGGUGAUCCAAACAGAAUGUUUGAGAUGCUAAACAUUUCCCAAAGGACAUAGUCUUAAGCUCAGUUCACGUCUUAAAAUUCCUUUUAAAUUAGCUUCAAAUGCGUGGCAUCAAGCCUUCCUCAGCCAACAAUAGAAAUGAAAAAAUAACAAAGAAAAGAGCACAGUAAACAACUCAAGCUUUAUGAGGAAGGCUUUAUGCCGAAACGACCUUGUCUUUUGUCCAGUUAUCUUAUUUCAAGCUUCCACAUACCUCGUUUCGCUAUUUCAUUCAUUUAUUAAGCUUGAAAGCAGUCCUUUCAUUUAUUAAAUCUAUGAGCAAGUCUAUUAUAACUAUUUAAAAAAUUCAAACUUGUUCACAGGACUCAUGAUGAGGAUGAUGUUGAUAUAUUUAAUUUUUUUUUUAAUUAAGAAACAGCAUAAACAUAUAAAGAAACAGUUGUCUGAAAGUCAUCUUGUUUUAAAUAACAUCGAAAGAUGCAAAUUUUUUAAAUGUCAACUUCUUAUCGGAUGAACGUUGACCACUGUAAAAUCAAAACCAUUGUUCAGUUACUUUUGAAAAAACUGUUAUUUUUUUAGACCUUUAAAAGGUAUCCAACCGACAACAGCAUUGCAAGGGAUUGGUUCGUUGCUCGCAUGGUCAGCUUUAGCCAUACUCAAACUGUUGGAGAUUACGUGUUCACUCAUUAUGACCGUGAUAGCGACAAUGACCUAGAUGUCUCAGACUUCAACGCCAUGUACACGCUUUUCGACAAGAACGGAAACGGUGUAGUUGUCCGUGAAGAAUUUAUCAGGUGAGCCAGUAGAAACCCCUUUUUUAAACUUUUGUGAAUAAACAUAUGUAUAUGCGAAUUUAGCCACUGCUUCUUUGUACCGCUGUUUACAAACUAUAUGUUAUGUAUCAGAUCCUUUUUUACUGUAAUAUCUUGUACAAUUUUGUGCAUGGUAUCAUACGACCAACAUUUCCGGUGCUGAGACCUAAAACAUUAAGUUACAAAUGGUACUAAUGUACUAGUAAAUACAGCAGUUCUCGUUAUGAGUAGUCCAUCUAAAAAUUUCUAAGAUCUUUAGAGAUACAGCAAUGUCGAGAAAUCUAUCGAUUGCUGGAGAGUUUGUGUCGCUAUUUUCUUCAUGGGUGGAUUCAAUCAGUUAAUUGGACGUCAUCAUCAUUCCCUUGGUUGAUGGGAUCGUCCACUUUGUUAUUUGGGACAUGUAAAUUAAUUGUCGGAAGACAAAAUGAUUUCAGUCCAUUUUUUAACAAUUCAGCUUCAUUUAGAAUUUUUUUUCUUAAACACAGAUCGUCCCUGUUGGUAAAAAAAACACAUUAACACUAUUUGUAAUAUACUUUUUAACUGUUGACCUCCUCCAAUAAACUUGUAUAAAACACUUAAUACAUAAAAUAGACACUAUUGAAAAUACUUAAGCCAAAGAAACAACAUUUUCAUAUACAAACUUUCAGUUUAAUGAAACACUCAAAAAUUAAAUUACUUUUGUAAAAAUCUUUUUCAGAUAUUAUGACCAAUUGCUCACCAAUGCGACUCUGUCCGGGUGAAAUUUCAACUGAAAAUGAACCGUUCUGCAACAAGUCAUCCCAAAUGACAUUAGUAAACUAAAACAAAGAUUAAAUUUUUUUUUUGGAAUUUAUUAGAUUGAACUAAAAAUGGAAAUAAUAAC
Molecule: messenger RNA, 6505 nt
Organism: Lymnaea stagnalis (great pond snail)
Lineage: Eukaryota; Metazoa; Mollusca; Gastropoda; Lymnaeidae
Source: the annotation of a GenBank genome assembly